Molecule: messenger RNA, 471 nt
Organism: Peniophora sp. CBMAI 1063
Lineage: Eukaryota; Fungi; Basidiomycota; Agaricomycetes; Russulales; Peniophoraceae
Source: the annotation of a GenBank genome assembly
AUGUUUUCAUUCAUCUCCAUCGCUGCUGUUGUCGCUCUCGCCUCAGGCGUUGCCGCGGACUCUAUUCCGGAGGGUUACCCUGCCAACUUCCGUUUCUACGGCAACCAGUCCAUCUGCCUCGGCUUCGCCGACGGUGGCUAUAACGGCGCCUCAGUCGUCGGGACCGACUGUAACGACGCGUCCGCCGCGCUUUACCCCGUCUACGGCAUCGGAAAUGUUGGACAGAUCGCGUACACCGACUGGUGUAUCACCGCUGCUGGCGCGUCGCCGUCCUCGGACGUGACCGCCGUCGACUGCAGUGACGAUCCCGCUCAGCUCUGGACUGUCACUGACUACGACACUAUCGAGACUGCUGAUGGCAAGUGCAUCACGCUCGGCAAGGCUGCUCUUGGUGCUCCGGCCACCCUCGCCGAAUGCAGCCUUCAGCUCGCGAACAAGCAGCUCUGGAGGCCCACUGCCGCUGAGCCGUGA